AUGGAAGACAGGGUGGAGGAGGGCAGAGAAGAGCAGGAAGAGCCUGCUGUUGAGGAAAAGGUGGAAGACAGGUUGGAGGAGAAGUUGGAAGAAGAGCAGGAGGUGCCUGCUGUUGAGGAAAGGGUGGAAGAAAGAGUGGAGGAGGUGGAGGAGAGAGUCAAUCUUGAGAGAGGAGAGAGCGAGGAGGAUGUUUUCUUACCCAUUCCAAGUGUGAGUCAAAGGCUUCCCAGACCCAAACAAAACUGGGAGGUGGAGUAUGAUGAAAACUGGGACAUGGCAGCUGAGUACAGGGAGCUGAGGAGAGAGAAGGAGCAGGAGCUAGAGCAGGAGCAGGAGCAGGAGCAGGAGCAGGAGUGGACAUGGGAGGGUGACAGCAGUGAAAAUAGAGAGACCGAGCUGAAUGAGGAUCAGAAAGAUGACGAUGCACAGAGCUGGCGUGACGAGAGGCCUUUACCAAGUGUUGCUGUGACAGAUGAGAUGUCCCAGAGAAAGCCCUUCUCCUUCCUCACCUCCACGAUGUCCGUAGAGCAGCUGGCGGAUGAUGAGUCAGAGUCCGGGGGCAGCCAAUCUGACGGCAGCGUGUCUGCUGCCAGCAUUUCGGGCCUUUCUCUGGUCGGAGCUGCAGGAGCUGGCGGGCGCCGGGCCGACGUGCUCCCAGGCCCUUGGCUCACACCCAGCCAGCAGAGAGUGGCUCAGGUCACGGAGGGGAACCGACGCCCCGGGAGGUGGAGCGGGCGGGGAGGUGGGAGAAGCGCUAUCUCGAGACUUUUUAACAGGAAGUAG
Messenger RNA from Centropristis striata (black sea bass), 783 nucleotides. RefSeq names its product cilia- and flagella-associated protein 251-like. The transcript has a single exon. The record is from RefSeq and is a predicted model, not a curated record. Bases 1 to 783 code for a protein of 260 amino acids. Lineage: Eukaryota; Metazoa; Chordata; Actinopteri; Perciformes; Serranidae.